Messenger RNA from Ipomoea nil (Japanese morning glory), 6026 nucleotides. RefSeq names its product nuclear pore complex protein NUP214. The transcript has 18 exons. Gene Ontology annotation, biological process: RNA export from nucleus. Bases 199 to 5814 code for a protein of 1871 amino acids. Lineage: Eukaryota; Viridiplantae; Streptophyta; Magnoliopsida; Solanales; Convolvulaceae. The record is from RefSeq and is a predicted model, not a curated record. Gene Ontology annotation, molecular function: structural constituent of nuclear pore.
AGCUCUUUUCAUAUAUUGCGUUCCCUCCUUUCCCUCCCGGUCUUUAGCUAUUUUCACUGAACUUCCCGGCGCCGACGUAUUUCACGCCGCCGACGUAAAAAGGAUACUCGGCGCGCUCUAUUCCACAGCUGUCGGAAUUGGUACGAAGAAAGCGGUUUGAGUUGCGGCGCCUCUCACGUUUUGUAUUGGCAGUGUAAAAUGGCGCCUCCAACCUCCGGCUCAAACGCCAAUGCAAUCAUCAAAUUGGAAGAAGAGAUUGAAGGAGAUCAAAUCGGCUCCAGGGAUUAUCGCUUUUGCAGAAUUGGAGAGCCUGUCCCCAUUAAAGCCGACGGCAUUUCGCCAUUUGAUCUUGAGGACGAGGUCCCUCCCUCGCAGCCUCUCGCCGUCUCCGAACGAUUUCGCCUCAUCUUUGUCGCCCACUCCGACGGGUUUUGUGUAGCGAGGACCAAUGAAGUUUUGGCGUCGGCCAAAGAGAUUAAAGAUGAGAAGAAGGGGCUCUCUGUCCAGGAGUCGUGUAGUGUGGAUAUUUCUAUCGGAUUGGUUUCGAUAUUGGCCUUGUCUGCUGAUGAGUCCUUGCUAGCUGCUACUGUGGGUAGUGAAAUCAACUUCUUCCCCGUUAGCACCCUGCUCCUCAAGGAGCAAAAACCAUCAUUUUCAUUUUCCCUCAACGAAAGUUUUAUCAAGGACAUGCAAUGGGCUAAAAAGGAGGAAAAGAUUUAUCUCCUUCUUUCAAGUGAAGGGAAACUGUAUUGUGGGCAUGGUCAAAGUCAGGCGAAUUAUGUAAUGGACAAUGUUGAUGCUGUUGGAUGGAGUGCCAAUGGUGAUUGUGUUGCUGUGGCAAGGAACAAUGUCAUUAGCAUCCUGUCAUCACGGUUUGAGGAAAAGUUAAGCUUGGAGCCAUCAUUCAAGUUAAUGCUUAGCGAUUCUGAUGCUGAGUCUGUUAUUAGAGUGGAUGCUGUCAGAUGGGUUCGGCCUGAUAGUAUUGUGCUAGGAUGCAUUCAAGUUAAUGAUGAUGGUGAGGAAACUUAUGCUUUGCAAGUCAUCACAGGCAAGAAUGGUAAAAUUGAUGAUGACUCCUCCAAGCCAGUUAUUCAGUCCUUCACUAAUGUGUUUUCAGAUUUUCGUUCUGAUGCUGUUCCUUUCGCUAGUGGACCUCAUCUCUUCUUUAGCUAUUUAGAUAAUCAUGGGCUUGCAUUUGUUGCCAAUAGAAAGAAUCUGGAGCAGCAUAUUUUAUUAUUUGGUUGGUCAGUAGGUGAGGGGACAAAUGAGGCUGCAAUGAUUGAAAUUCUGAAUGAUAGUUGGUCUCCAAAAAUUGAGGCUCAAGAAUGUGGAGAUGAUAUUUUGGUCUUGGGGCUUGCCAUUGACAAGAUUUCCCAACAGAAAGGACUCAAACUGUUGCUUGGUGAAGAAGAAAAAGAGGUUUCACCCUGCUGUGUUUUUCUAUGUCUUGCUGGUGAUGGAAGGCUUUCAGCUUUUCACUUUGCUAGUGCUGCAGGUGCCUCUGCUACAUCACCAAUCUUUACCUGUUCUGAUGAAAAAGAGCAUACUUCUACAGUGGUGCUAUCUGAUCAUGUUGCUUCUGAAGUUCAGAAAAAAGAUGUAGAAGGCACGGGGAUGAAAUCUAAAGAACUAAAUAUAAGCGAAUCAGAUAUAAAAGCUGCAGGAGUUGCUCAACAGGGUACCCAGCCAUCUGUGCUUUCCCAAGAGGAUAUUAGGACCAGCAAUCAGGGACCCAAACUACUUCUGAACUUAGGGAGUGAGUAUCAGCAUAAACUACCUGUUAUGAAGCCAAGCCAAGAUAGGGAUGGAUUGCAAUCACCUAUGUUUGGGAAACAAGAUGAAAAUUUGAAACAUUCAUCAGUGAAUGCAUCUCAGCCUGCAAACCCAGAAACUCUAGGUAACAGUUUAAGGAUGAAAGCAGUUCAUUCAGCAGUUGAAGCCAAGACUAGUAUAGGUUCUGCUUCAGGGACCCCGCCAUCUGUGCUUUCCCAAGAUGCUAUUAGGACCAGCAAUCAGGGGCCCAAACCACUUCUGAACUUAGGGAGCGAGGAUCAGCAUAAACUCCCUGUUAUGAAGCUAAGCCAAGAUAGGGUUGGAUUGCAAUCACCUAUGUUUGGGAUACAAGAUGAAAAUUUGAAACAUUCAUCAGUGAAUGCAUCUCAACCUGCAAAUCCAGAAACUCUAGGCAACAGUUUAAGGAUGAAAGCAGUUCAUACAACAGUUGAAGCCAAGACUAGUAUUGGUUCUGAUUCAGUGAAAACCUCAAACAAUUACAGCCAAUCAUUUGGAAAAAGUAUGCAAACAGAACAUCCUAUGGGGGUGCAAGGGAGGACACAAUCAACUGGUUUUUCUAAUGCCGCAUCUUUUGCUGGCACCCUAAAAGGUGAUGAAAGAUCUCCUUUUUCCUUUGGUAACAUUCAACAAAAAGUUGCAGGUAAUUCUGAUAGAACUACGCUCUCUUUAUCUGGAGGUCAUCCCCAAAGUUCUCCGUGGACUCAGGCCCACUCAACCUCAGUUGAUUCUUCUAAGCAAAAAGUCAUGCCUUGGGCUGAGAGCAUUAAGUCAUCAUCUUCGUUGCAGCAAAACAUUUCAUUGCAAAAGCCUUCAAAGCUUCAACCUGCAAGAGAUACUUCUGAAAGAAUACCGUCCAAGCAGUUUCGCAGUGUUGAAGAAAUGGCCAGAAAACUGGAUGACCUUCUAGAAGGGAUAGAAGGUGAAGGGGGUUUUAUGAAUGCAUCCAUUGCUAGCCAGAAGAAUUCAGUUAUAAAUUUAGAAAAAGGCAUACAGGCUCUUUCUGAUAGGUGCAGGCUGUGGAGGGGAAUAAUGGAUGAGCGGCAAGGAGAGAUCCAGCUCCUCCUUGAUAAGACAGUAAAAGUUUUGGCAAAGAAAGUAUACAUGGAGGGCAUUCUCAAGCAGGCCACUGAUAGCCGAUAUUUGGAUCUCUGGAGUCGCCAGAAAUUAAGUUCUGAACUUGACUUGAAGCAGGAACAUAUAAGAGAUAUGAACAAGGUCUUAACCAAUCAACUCAUUGAGUUGGAAAGGCACUUCAACAUUCUUGAACUAAAUACUUUUGGUGGAAGUGAUGGGAUGCAAAUGAAUCGUAGAGCUUCCCAAAGCAAGCAUGGGCAAGGAAGGAAUGUCCAGUCCUUGCACAGCUUACGUGACACAGUGAAUGCACAACUAGCAGUAGCAGAGCAGCUCUCUGGAAGCCUCUCAAAACUUAUGAGUGAUUUGAACAUAGAUUCUUCUACAGACAGGCGUAAUGUUAGAAAGGAAUUGUUUGAAACAAUUGGACUGUCCUAUGAUGACACUGCUUACAGCACUCCAGCUAAGGAAAUGGUUUUGAGUACCCCAUUGAACAAGGAAAGAUCUGUUUCUUUUGCUGCUAAAGAGCAGUCCUGGAGAAAGCAAACGGAUGCAGCAAAGAGUUCUGAACCAGAAACAGCAAGGAGGCGUCGAGAUUCUUUGGAUCGGAGCUGGGCUAGUUUUGAGCCUUCCAAGACAACUGUAAAAAGAAUUCUCCUGCGAGAAGAUCACCAGAAGGUAAGUGCAAGUAGAGCAUCUUUGUCAGCUGAUAAACAGCAGCUCAAUUCUCAGUCAUAUGAUAGAUCAGCCGCCGCUGGCUCAAAUCUCUAUGGUGCAUCUUCAACCUCUUUUCAACAAUUCAAAAGCACUGGAUUUCCGGAUAUCUCAGAAAAACUAUCUAGUAGAAGUCCCGCUUCUUCCCAAUGGGCUGGUGGCCUUGGAAAACCCGCGGAGCAACUUUCAUCAGCUAGUAAUUUUUCAAUUUCACCACUGGCAUCUUCAACGUCUUUUCAACAAUUCAAAAGCACUGGAUUUCCAGACAUCUCAGGAGAACUAUCUAGUAGAGGUCCCACUUCUUCCCAAUGGGCUGAUGGCCGUGGAAAACCUGCAGAGCAACUUUCAUCAGCGAGAAAUUUUUCAAUUUCACCGCUGGCUCAAACCAAGUCAACUGUUUCUGGUCAAAGCAUUUCUAGGGAAAGUGGCAAAUUAACUAAUGAAAAUUCAACCAGCAACACUCUUACUGGGAAUUUGGCACUAGGUCAAUCAAAAUUCAUUCAGCAAUCUGAAACCAAACCACAUCUGAUGACAAACUCUACUUUGCGAUCAGAGUCUCCAAUACCACUGAAGGUUUCCCUGGACAGUCAGAACCCUGAUGGUAGACAGCUAGUUGAUACCAAUUUAACAGUCAGAGAUCAGAAGAAUGUACCGAUAGCAGGAGGAUUUAUGCCAACUGAAUUAAAGACUAGUUCUGGCUUUUCCUUCUCUCCUGCAACUGUUACUGAUCCAGCAUUUAACCUCCCUGGGAAUGUUAUGGCCUCAGAAAUUGUGCUAAAUAGAAGUCAGGCUGGUGGAACCUCAAUAUCUACUUCUGUUCAAUCUGUGAGUUCUUCGUUACCUGCAAAAUGCGAUGUACCGUCACUAUCUUCUUCAUCAUUUAGUUCCCCAUCAGUCUCAAAAUUCAAUUUACCAUCAACGUCUACUACAUUGUUUAGUUCCCCUUCACCUGCAAAAGUCAGUUUACCAUCAAUAUCUUCCACAUCUUCACCAGGAGCAAAUACACCAACCUCAUCAGGUGAACUAACACCAGAUAAAUUUUCAUCCAUUUUGAAAGCCAGUUCUGAUUCCAAUCAAAUGAUCUCACUAUCUCAGUCGUCAGGUGCUUCUCAAACAAAUUCUGCCUUUCACUUUCCGAAUUCUCAGAAAGUGGGCUCAUCACCCAUUACUCCAGAGAGUAAAAAAUCUGAUCCUAAAUCAUUGUCUCUAUUCCCUACUUCCAAUAUUGGUUCAAAAGAUGAUACAAAUUCUGCAACAACACCAUCAUCAAUAAAUGGACAUUCAGCAAACUUACAAUCUGGAAGUCAGAUGAGCUCAGCUAGCCUUUCAAGUCCUACCUUGGGUGUGGGAUUGAAUGCGAAACAGGAACAGUCAUUUGAUGCAGCUGUUUCUCCAUUGGCAGCUGUAUCAACUUCUCAAAAUCCCAGUGGAGGAAAUAAUGAGAAUACUGAUGCAUUCAUUGACGAGGAUGAGAUGGAAGAGGUAGCUCCUGAGACCAAUCAGGCAACUGAGCAGACAUUAGGCAACCUAGCUGGGUUUGGAAUUGGAGGUUCCACUACUGUAGCUGCUGCAAAGCCUAAUAUAUUUGGUACCUCAUUGUCUAAUAAAACCCCAACUCCAACAAGCUCUACCUUCACAAUGACAGCUCCUAGUGGUGAGCUAUUUAGACCAGCAUCUUUUAGUUUCCCAUCACUACAGCCACCACAGCCUCCAAGCCUUGGUAGCUUUUCUGGUGGCUUUACUACCAGUAAUGUAAGUCAAGCUCCUACUGGAGGUGGGUUUGGUCAACCAUCCCAAAUUGGAUCAGGACAGCAUGCUUUGGGAUCUGUCCUUGGUGCUUUUGGACAGUCAAGACAGUUCGGUGCUGGACUAGCUGCAAGUGGUUCUGCAUCUGCGAGUGGUUUUGGUACCAAUUUUAUAAGCAACAAUUCUGGUGGCAGUUUUGGAGGUGGGUUUAGUGGGGUCUCGGCUGUGGGUGGUGGAUUUUCUAAUUUAGCUUCUGCUGGCGGUGGAUUCGCUGGUGCCGCUGGGGCUGGUGGGUUUGCUGCUGCAGCAACAGGGGCUGGUGGAUUCUCUGCUGCUGCAACCCCAACUGCAAGUGCUUUUGGUGCUGCUGCCGGUGGUGGGUUUGGAGGUUUUAGCAGCCAACAAGGCGCUGCAGGCUUCUCUGCAUUUGGUAACAGUUCAGCUGCUGCAAGACCCCCAUCUCAACUCUUCACACAGAUGAGAAAAUAGUGAAGGAAUUAUCAAGCAAUCAAUACUUAAAACAGGGGUUGGGUGGCUGUGCUUUUGUUAUUACUGGAAGGAAUGUUUUUGGCAAUCUGUUCUUCUGCUUAAUUGUAGAAAUUGCACUAGUGUACCAACCCAUCCAAAUCAUCUAGCCUUCAAUUGCACUUUGUAUACACUUAUCAUUUUCCUUGAAGCUAUAAGCUAUUGUGACAGUAUCA